Solanum verrucosum is the source of this 3912-nucleotide messenger RNA. RefSeq lists its product as uncharacterized. The transcript has 2 exons. Gene Ontology annotation, molecular function: nucleic acid binding; RNA-DNA hybrid ribonuclease activity. Lineage: Eukaryota; Viridiplantae; Streptophyta; Magnoliopsida; Solanales; Solanaceae. The record is from RefSeq and is a predicted model, not a curated record. Bases 1 to 3912 code for a protein of 1303 amino acids.
AUGGAUCAUGCGGUGAGUAAUUGCAAUGGCAAAAUUUGGCUUUUUUGGAAUAUGGACGUUGAUUGUGUUGUACUAGAGGAGGAUGAACAACAAAUUACUUGUAAUAUUGGUCAUAAUGGUCAUAAUGAACUUCAGACUCACUUUACCACCACCUUUGUGUAUGCCAAGUGUAAGGACCAACUCAGAAGGCCGCUGUGGGAUAGAAUGUUGCAUCACUCUGCUGAAAAUACCAAUCCAUGGUGUUCCGUAGGUGACUACAAUGUCAUUACUUCCAUUGAAGAAAAAAUGGGAGGGGUACCCUACAACAUAAGGAAAAGCCUUGAAUUCAUUGCAGUGAUUGAAGCAUGUGGCGUCGUGGAUUUAGGUUUCAGUGGUCAGAAAUUUACUUGGUCUAAUAAAAGGGGUAUACAUCACAGAAUCUGGAAGAGACUGGACAGAGCUCUAGUUAAUGAUGGUUGGCUGGAGAAAAUGCCUCAGACUACCAUCACUCAUCUACCAUCAGUAGGAUCAGACCACUGUCCUUUAUUGCUGGAAAUGACUGCUAGGGAAGAGGAGCACAUCAGGUAUUUUAAAUUUCUCAACUGCUGGGCUGAUCAACCCAAGUUCCUUGAUAUAGUUAAAGCUUGCUGGGACAGGACUGUAGAGGGUAACAACAUGUGGAGAUUUCACCAGAAAUUGAAAAGGUUGUCCAAAACUCUUAGUUCUUGGUCCAGAGGGGAAUUUGGGGAUAUUUUCAUUAGGGUCAAGGAGUAUGAGGAAAAAGUCAGGAUUGCUGAAGAGAAUCUGAUUCAUAAUCAAACUGAAGACAACAGGACAACCCUUCAUGAGCUCAAUGCAAAUUACAGUAGAUUUUUGAAAAUGGAAGAUUCCAUUCUGAAACAAAAAACUCAACUACAAUGGUUCAAAGAGGGAGACGCUAACACCAAAUAUUUCCAUUCUCUGAUAAGAGGAAGGAGAAGAAGAUUGUUCAUUCAUAAACUUCAGAGAGAGGAUGGAGAAUGGAUACAAGGAGACGUCAACAUUGCAGAGGCUGCUUGUGCCCAUUUCCAAAAUAUUUUUACAGGAGAGGACAAGUUUAUUAAUGAGAAUGCUAUCAACUCUGGUCCUGAUGGAAUGAAUGGCUAUUUUUUCCAGAAAUGUUGGCAUACUAUCAAGCAUGAUCUCCUUGGGGUAAUUCAAGCUUUCUUCUGUGGCCAAAUGAUUCCUAAAUACUUUUCUCAUUCUUGCAUUGUUCUACUCCCUAAGGUGAACAAUCCAAACAAACUCUCUGAAUUCAGGCCCAUAAGUUUAAGCAAUUUCACUAGCAAGAUCAUCUCUAAACUGGUGAGCUCUAGACUUGGUCCUAUUUUACCUAAUUUGGUUUCACUCAAUCAGUCUGGAUUUGUCAAAGGGAGAAGUAUCUCAGAAAACAUUAUGCUGGCACAAGAAAUUAUUCAUCAGAUUAAGAAGCCUAAUAUUGGGAGCAAUGUUAUCAUUAAAUUGGAUAUGGCUAAAGCGUAUGAUAGAGUUUCUUGGUCCUAUAUAUGCUUAGUAUUAAGAAAAAUGGGAUUUGAUGAGGUCUUUAUUGAUAUAGUUUGGAGAAUAAUGGCUAACAAUUGGUAUUCUAUUAUUGUCAAUGGCAAAAGACAUGGUUUCUUCCAAUCCACUAGAGGUCUCAAGCAAGGUGAUCCUUUAUCUCCUGCCCUAUUUAUUUUAGGUGCAGAAGUCCUUUCUCGAUCCUUGAACAACCUCCAUAACAACCCGGACUAUCAUGGCUUCUUCAUGGACCUAAGAGGACCCCAAGUGAAUCAUUUGAGUUUUGCUGAUGAUAUUAUUCUGUUCACUUCUGGUAGACAGAGAACACUGAAGCUAAUUAUGCAAACACUGAGCUCUUAUGAGGAAACUUCAGGACAGCUAGUUAACACAGACAAGAGCCAUUUUAUGGUCCACUCCAAUGCUUUCAACAGCACAAGAGACAGAAUUAAAAGAAUCACUGGUUUCAAGCAAAAGGAGGGUCCUAUUACCUACCUUGGUUGCCCCUUAUUUGUUGGUAGACCUAGGAUUACUUAUUUUUCUGAUCUUAUUAAUAAAGUGUUAUGCAGAAUCACAGGUUGGCAAACAAAGCUAUUGAGCUAUGGAGGUAAAGCAAUACUAGUCAAGCAUGUGCUGCAGUCACUGCCUAUUCAUCUACUAUCAGCAGUGAACCCUCCAGUUACGGUCCUCAAGCAGAUCCAAAGUAUCAUGGCUGACUUUUUCUGGGGAAUGAAGAAUGAAAGGAAAAAAUACCAUUGGGCGUCAUGGAAGAAUUUAAGCUUUCCUUAUGAUGAGGGAGGUAUUGGUAUGAGAAACCUCAAGGAUGUUUGUAUGGCUUUUCAAUAUAAACAAUGGUGGAUUUUCAAAUCGAAACACACUCUUUGGGGGGAUUUUUUGAAAGCUAAAUAUUGUCAAAGGUCCAAUCCUAUUAGUAAGAAAUGGGAUACAGGGGAGUCUCUAACAUGGAAACACCUUAUGCACAACAAGCAUAAAGCUGAACAACACAUUCAAUGGAGAAUCAACUCGGGCAAUUGUUCUUUUUGGUGGGAUAAUUGGCUUGGCGCUGGCCCUCUUGCCCAGUUCUCGAAUGACAGUAAGAGGUUCAACAAUACUACUGUGGCAGAAUUUUGGCAUGACGGACAAUGGAAUUGGAAUUUGCUCUUGCAACAGGCCCCUAACAACCAACUAGCCAACAUCUUAUCCACAGAACUUCACAUUCAACAAGACCUCCCAGAUCAGGCGAUUUGGAAAUUGAGCACGGAUGGAAAAUUCAGCUGCUCAUCGGCAUGGAAUGAAAUCAGGGAGAAGAAGACUAAGAAUAAGUUUAACUCUUUCAUUUGGCAUAAGUGUAUUCCUUUUAAAUCUUCUUUUCUUUUGUGGAGAAUUUUAAGAGGUAAAAUUCCUACUAAUGAAAAACUUAACAGUUUUGGUAGUGAGCCAGUCGCGUGUUUUUGCUGUUGUAACAGGCCUGGUCUAGAUACCAUAGAGCACACCUUCAACAAUGGACUUUUUGCUACUCAUGUGUGGAGAAGCUUUGCUGAAACUGCUGGAAUUGCUACAGAUCACAGCUCCCUGUCUCAACUCAUCACGCAAUGGUGGUCAGCCAAAUACAAGAACGAAGCACACAGGCUGUUACUACAAGCUACACCAAUAUUUAUUUGUUGGAAUCUCUGGAAGAAUAAAUGUGCUAACAAAUAUGGAGGCAAGCAAUCCAAUGCCAGCAGAGUCAAAUACGCAAUUUAUAAGGACAACUACAAGCUCAUGACAACCAAUUUCCCUCAAAUCAAAUGGCCCUCAAACUGGAGGGAACUGAUCCAACUAGGGGAAAAAUGCAUUCAUGAUACCAAAGUAACCCCUGUCAGGUGGAUAAAACCUCCAGAACAAUGGAUAAAAAUCAACACGGAUGGCAGUGCUCUAAGUAAUCCCGGCAGAAUUGGAGCAGGAGGCAUCUUAAGAGAUCAAACUGGAGAGAUGAUCCUAGCAUUUGCCACUCCCUUGGGGGAAGGUACUAACAAUCAGGCUGAAGCAGAAGCAGCCAUCUUCGGGAUGACCUGGGCCUUCGAAUUAGGAUACAGAAAACUCAUUUUGGAGGUGGAUUCACAGCUUCUAGUGGACUGGAUAAUGCACAAAACCGACCCUCAUUGGAGUAUUAACAUACAAGUAAUGAAAUUACAGGCCCUCAUCGAACAAACACAAGAAUUUGCAUGCAAGCACGCCUUCAGAGAAGCCAACUUUGUCGCUGAUUCUCUUUCAAAACAUAGCCACAAGGUUACCACUCCGCAACUAUAUUUCAACAUUCAUCAACUACCAAAAGAAGCAAGAGGAUUUUAUCGCCUAGAUAUGAUUGAAAUGGCAAGUUUCAGAAGAAGGAAAAUCAAAAGGAUCAAAGAACCACCUUGA